Hevea brasiliensis (rubber tree) is the source of this 940-nucleotide messenger RNA. RefSeq lists its product as uncharacterized. The record is from RefSeq and is a predicted model, not a curated record. The coding region runs from base 300 to 767 and encodes 155 amino acids. The transcript has 4 exons. Lineage: Eukaryota; Viridiplantae; Streptophyta; Magnoliopsida; Malpighiales; Euphorbiaceae.
GUCUCUGUCUCAGGAUCUUAGCUGACUCGUUUAUGAGUUUAGCGUUCUUCGGUUCUUGUCCUUCUUCGCCCACAACGAGCGUAUAACCGUUCGCCUUUACUCCUCAUUUCCUCUUCCCCAUCAGCAGAGCUCUGUUCGUAGUCCUCUCGAAGUUUCUGUUCAUAUCCAGGUGUGUUGCCUCUCUGCUUCUCUCCAUCACAUCCAUUAUGUUGAUUGCCGCGAAAUUGAGAGAUACAGAUGUGAAAUCCUAAUUUCUUUUAUGAUGAGGUGAAAAUUGAUGUUUGCUGCUGAAUCAUAAUAUGAAUAAGUUAUUGGAUUUUGGAAGGAAAGCCCUUUUCUAUGUGAGGGUUCUUUCUGGGUAUGAAGAACGUAAAAUCUGCAAUUAUAGAUUGCAGCUCGAGAAGCGUCUCCAACAGGCACAAGAAAGAAAGGCAGCUUUGAGAAAGAUCCCUGAGCAGGCUAUAUUAUCAGAGGUUCGCCGCAUGGUUGAGGAGAUGCAAACUUUAAACUGGAAGCUAGAGGAAACUGAGGCUGCUAUUGAAGAAUACUUUAAGCCGGUUGACAAGGAAGCUGAAAUUAUAAUGAAGAUGCAGCUUGAAGGGGAGGAGAAGACAAUGAAGGAGAUGAUGAAGGUUAUGCAAACACAAGCUUUGCUUGAAAGAGCUGAAGCAGAAAAAAGUGCAAAUUCACAUAAUGUGGACACAAACCAACAUAGCCAGGAGAUGGAUUCAUCUUCCUCCACCAAGCAACAUGCUCAGAUGGGAUGAUUCCAUGAAUUUGGGUGACUUGAAGUAUAAUUAGUUUUGUAAGAGUGUAUGUCUCUUCCCUUUGGCUAAAAUAUAUUUUGGAUAUGCUUUCUGAGAUCCGGGACAUUCAGCUGUUUGAAUAAUCAAACCAAUGACUCAUGAAAUUUAUAUGAAAAUUUUUAACAUGCGACAGU